AUGCUUCUGGACGAGGUUCUUUCGCGGGUUCCUCUAAUACUCUCGUUUCCUACAGUGCUUUUGAGUAGCAACCUCAUUGUUAGCACCGAUGUUGAGCGUAUGGGCGAACCAGGAGCGGUGAUGGAGCUGUUGCUUCGGCAUGCGAUAGCGCCCUUACUAUGUGCAUCAACAGUAGCCGCUGUUGGCGGAGCUUUCGGUACGAUUGAGCGAUUGGAUGCCAGUGCAGCACUGGCAUUCGUGAGCUUUUCAAUUAAUUCCUUGCUGGGACAUACACAGACCUCCGUGCUCUCAGCUCUACUGUUGCAAAUCCUAAGCGGAUGCAUCAGUUUUAGCAGGCUGUACGUUGUUUUCCCAGCGUUAAGUUUGGUUUUGGACUAUCUGCAUGGUGAAUCCUUCUAUGAGACGGUGGUGAGUUACGCGGUUAUUUUAUUGACUUUAUACUGCAGACGUCGCAAGCCGUUGAGUUCAGGCAUGCUAUUCAAAAAACAAUUGAAGCCUGCUCACUUCGCUAUCUUUUCAAUACUCGUCGUCGCCCUUAUGAAUACGAUCUUGGCAGAUCCGAUCGGACUAUUUCCAAGCAUCAGAGAGUCAGGCCUCGGUUUGCAGUACUCCAUGAUUUUUGUAUGCCUUGGUUGCUUAGGUCUACUUUUCGUAAGUUGGAAGGAAAUUUGCGAUGAACCCAGCACUUCAAGCGCAUUAAAAGUAUUGGGUUCGGAGUACGUGCCACCUGCUCUAGGGCUAGCAGCAAUGAUGCUUCAAUUUCUGUCCUUCGAUCGCGAGUCAAAGCCAAUGAUUGGUGAUGCCAUACUCCUUGUAUUCGUUCUUUUCAGUUGGGUAGUAUCGAAGAAGACUUCAUGCCACUUAAAUGAAGCACAUGAAGACAGGCACGAAAACCUGCAUUGCGAAGAGCAUGGUCAACAUGGACAUGAGCAUCAACAUCAACACGGGCACGAACAUGACCAUGACCAUUCUAAUGCAACCAUUGCUGAUGAAAACUCUUAUCAAAAGAGAGGAUUAUUUUUCCAGUUAGCAACAAACAAAGAGACCAGACCCAUUUUUUCCUUUCUGCUACUCAAUGCCACUUUCAUGUUCGUACAGCUUCUUUACUCAUUCCGUUCUAAGUCUUUGGGACUGUUGUCUGAUUCACUGCAUAUGGCCCUGGAUUGCAUGUCCCUCCUGCUGGGUUUAAUCGCAGGCCUUCUUUCCAAAAACCCUCCAAGCGACACUUUCCCCUUCGCACUAGGGUAUUUAGAGACAUUAGCCGGGUUUACAAAUGGUGUGCUUUUGAUCGGUAUAGUUUCUGGUAUUCUGGUAGAAGCUAUUGACAGAGUUAUGAAUCCCACCGACUUGCUGGAAACCAACGAGCUACUUGUAGUUUCUAUUUUGGGGCUUGUGGUCAAUUUAAUUGGCCUUUUUGCCUUUGACCAUGGUGGGCACGCCCAUGACGGAGGUAAUGAAAAUAUGAGGGGUAUUUUUCUACACAUUAUGGCUGAUACUCUGGGGUCUGUUGGUGUGGUUAUUUCAACUACGCUGACAAAAUUAUUCAAUUUACAGAUUUUUGAUCCAAUUGCAUCUAUAUUCAUUGCGCUACUGAUUUUAAUGAGCUCUUUUCCUUUGAUUAAAUCGACAACGGCGAGCAUUUUACUCAAGUUGAAUGACAAACAGACCAAUAACUUGAAGAAUGCUUUAAGUCAAAUAUCCAUGACUCCUGGCAUUACCGGAUACACAACACCACGAUUUUGGCCCUUAUCUUCAUCUGGCGGUCAUGGGGGGCAUUCUCAUUCUCAUGGACACUCCCAUUCUCUUCCUAACAAUGAAGGCUCAUGUGAGACUGAAAAGUCCAAGGACCUUGUCGGCUACAUCCACAUUCAGUACAUGGACGGCGAAAAUUCAACUAUUAUAAAAAAGAGGGUAGAGAAAAUUCUGGAAGGGGUAGGCAUCAAGGCCUGGAUUCAAGUAGAGCAUGCAGACUCGACUUGUUGGUGCCGUUCAUCUUCCUUAAGCGGGGUAUCAUCUGCUUCGAGCAUCCAAUGA
This is a messenger RNA of Lachancea nothofagi CBS 11611, 2034 nucleotides long. The record is from the annotation of a GenBank genome assembly. NCBI's taxonomy places the organism in Eukaryota, Fungi, Ascomycota, Saccharomycetes, Saccharomycetales, Saccharomycetaceae.